AUGGCCGCAGUGGGAUCAGGGCCAUCAGGGCCACAGUGGGAUCAGGGCCAUAGUGAGAUCAGGGCCACAGUGGGAUCAGGGCCACAGUGGGAUCAGGGCCACAGUGGGAUCAGGGCCACAGUGGGAUCAGGGCCAUCAGGGCCACAGUGGGAUCAGGGCCACAGUGGGAUCAGGGCCAUCAGGGCCACAGUGGGAUCAGGGCCAUCAGGGCCACAGUGGGAUCAGGGCCACAGUGGGAUCAGGGCCACAGUGGGAUCAGGGCCAUCAGGGCCACAGUGGGAUCAGGGCCACAGUGGGAUCAGGGCCAUAGUGGGAUCAGGGCCACAGUGGGAUCAGGGCCAUCAGGGCCACAGUGGGAUCAGGGCCAUCAGGGCCACAGUGGGAUCGGGGCCAUCAGGGCCACAGUGGAAUCAGGGCCAUCAGGGGCACAGUGGGAUCAGGGCCAUAGUGGGAUCAGGGCCACAGUGGGAUCAGGGCCAUCAGGGCCACAGUGGGAUCAGGGCCAUCAGGGCCACAGUGGGAUCAGGGCCAUCAGGGCCACGGUGGGAUCAGGGCCAUCAGGGCCACAGUGGGAUCAGGGCCAUCAGGGCCACAGUGGGAUCAGGGCCAUCAGGGCCACAGUGGGAUCAGGGCCAUCAGGGCCACAGUGGAAUCAAGGCCAUCAGGGCCACAGUGGGAUCAGGGCCAUCAGGGCCAUAG
Molecule: messenger RNA, 699 nt
Organism: Physella acuta
Lineage: Eukaryota; Metazoa; Mollusca; Gastropoda; Physidae
Product: collagen alpha-2(I) chain-like
Source: RefSeq, a predicted model, not a curated record